Megalobrama amblycephala (Wuchang bream) is the source of this 1742-nucleotide messenger RNA. It is a transcript of the gene nudt13, whose product is annotated as nudix (nucleoside diphosphate linked moiety X)-type motif 13. The transcript has 8 exons. NCBI's taxonomy places the organism in Eukaryota, Metazoa, Chordata, Actinopteri, Cypriniformes, Xenocyprididae. The record is from RefSeq and is a predicted model, not a curated record. Gene Ontology annotation, molecular function: metal ion binding; hydrolase activity.
GUACUGACGUCGUAAUAUUCUGCGCAUGCGUCGUUUGCAGGAGUACAGAAGCAAUCACAUUUGUUUAUUUAUCAGUAUAUUAUUAUUUAGGGUGCCAUAUGUGUUCUGUUACAAAUAGGCUAUAUAUAUUUUUGUGUCGUUCACCGGGCACCUGUGCAUUUUCACGAACAUAACGAUCAUUUGAAGGAUAUCGUGAUAGUGAAAGAAGAUUUCUACCCCCAGUUUACGUUUGUUACAAAGUUUCAAGGGCAAGUUGUGUCUCUUACGCCCUGCAUGACUCUUUAAAGUUACAUUCGAGUCGAGCAAAUGUUAAAACCUUUAUAUUGAGAACACAGGCAUUAUCUUGUGGACCUUUUAGACAUGCUGAAGUCAUUCAAGCUUCUCUUCAACUGUAACCUGGUGUUAUCACGCUCCUGCUCUGGAUAUGUGUCUCGAAUGAGGUACCUCAUGAGAUUAAAAGAGGAUGAUGAGGCAUGUCGAGAAGCACUGAAGUCUGGAAACAUUCUGCUGUAUCAUAAGCUUGCUCCUCUACUGCAGAAGACCAACAGCGGCGUUUUCAAACUGGCUAGUCUAAAAACCUCAGAUUUGGAACAUAUACUGGAGAAGGUUGGAAAGGACAAACACUUUGUUAACGAAUCUUUUCUUCUGGGAUGCACUGAUAAGGGUCAACCACAAUUCUCCCUAGAAGUGGGUGAUUUAGACCGCAGUGCAUUGGAGCAGGAGUGUAGAGGUAUGUUUGUGGACCUCAGGAGAGCUUUCUUCAUGAUAACUGGACCAGAGUCUGCUCUAGUGGCCAAAGGACAGGCUCUCCUUCGAUGGCAUCAGACCAAUGGCUUUUGUAGUGCUACGGGUCAGCCUACCGUCAGGAACCAGUCAGGAAGUUUCAGAGUUUGUCCCAGCAGUGGCAUCACUUACUACCCCAAAAUGGCACCUGUAGUGAUCGUGCUGGUGUCUGAUGGGAGCAGAUGUCUGCUGGCGCGGCAGGCCAUGUUUCCUCUGGGCAUGUACAGCGCACUCUCUGGCUUCUGUGACAUGGGAGAGUCAAUGGAGGAAGCCCUGCACAGAGAGGUGGCAGAAGAGGUGGGUCUGGAGGUGGAGAACCUAUAGUACUCUGGAUCACAGCACUGGCCAUUCCCACAAAGCUCCUUUAUGUUAGCCUGCCACGCAACUGUCAACCCAGACAAAACACAGGUGAAUAUAGACACAGCAGAACUUGAAGAUGCUCGAUGGUUCACUUUUGAAGAAAUAACAGAAGCACUACAGAACCCUCCACGCAACCCUAAAGAAGAGCCACCUGUGUUCUGGGUCCCGCCUUCUUAUGCCAUAGCCAAUCAGCUCAUUCAGGAAUGGGCCAAUCAGCAACAGCUAUCAAGAAAAUGACAUGGACUAAAGUAACCAUGCAACUAUAUGUAUGGGUUACCUCUGAUAUAGGAACUUAAAGACAAAAUAGACAUAAAAGCCUAAACAAAAUGUAUUAAUUGUGAUAACCUCAAGACACUGAGGUGGACUACGGAUCUUCAGUAACAUUCAAAAAAGGACUGGAAAAAAUUUGAUAAAUUGAGAAUAACUAUACAAUGAGAAGAUAAUUAUGAUUGUAAUAAUGAUUUCAUAACAUGAAAUAUAGUUGAUGGACUGCAUCAAGAAGCAUCUGGAUUAAGAAAACUGCACAUCUACCUCAAUCAGUUAUGCAUUGUAACUGUUUUUACAGAAAACAUUUUAAUAAACUUGUGUUUUUAAAAUUA